UGGUUAGUUCAUUUCUUAUGUAUCGUAUCUCAUAUAUGUACCUCCGCAAUAAUGAAGUCAUUUGUCUUUGCAUAAUACCAAACUAAACAUUUGUCAUCUUGUUCUCAUCAGUACGUAAUAUGAUUUUGCAUAAAUACCGGCUCCAUCCCGCCACUAGUACUCAUCUCUUUCCCAGAAGCUCCAUUUCUCCUAAAGAAGCUCAAAUCUCGAGGGGAAGCUGCUAUAGAAAUGGAUGCAAGGAAAAUGGUGGGAAUCAUAACGGUGAUGCUCAGUUACUUGAAAUGGGGAUGGGAAUUUCUGCUCCACACUUCCUUCUUCCAUUCUCACCCCCACUCCCACCUUCUUCUUCUUCAAGACCCAACCGCUGCCGCCGCAGCAGCUCACUACCGUCCCCGCGGCGGCGGGGCGGCCGACGAGGAAGCGGAAUGCACGGUGUGCUUGUCCAAGAUCGAAGGAGGCGACGAGGUUGCGGAGCUGACGUGUCACCACGCGUUCCACAAAAUUUGUCUGGACAGAUGGUCACACUACUCCUUCUUCACCCGCCGCCGCCAUCCCACGUGUCCACUCUGCCGCCGUUCAUUGACCGUGGCGCCGGAAGAAGUGGUUGUAUUCGAUUUUGCUCGGUUCGUUUGCUCCGAUGACGAUAACCGCCAAACUUGGUGGCUCCGGUAGCUAGGCUAGGCUACGUGCAGCAUGUAAUUGACUAGCUACAAGCUAGUGUGUGAAUGUAUAUAUGUGUGUGUACGUAUCGUUGGUAGCUUCCGGCGAAUGGUAAUAAGAAUUCAUCUAUUUU
Messenger RNA from Linum trigynum, 793 nucleotides. The record is from the annotation of a GenBank genome assembly. NCBI's taxonomy places the organism in Eukaryota, Viridiplantae, Streptophyta, Magnoliopsida, Malpighiales, Linaceae.